Lactuca virosa is the source of this 360-nucleotide messenger RNA. The record is from the annotation of a GenBank genome assembly. NCBI's taxonomy places the organism in Eukaryota, Viridiplantae, Streptophyta, Magnoliopsida, Asterales, Asteraceae.
AUGAAAAGGACAAUAAACGAAGGGAACAUUGUCGCAUCAUAUGUACAAUAUUCAGCUGUUCGAUGUCUACACCACAGACGAUUUGUAAUUUGCAGACGGGGUACUUCCGGUGAGGUCGGCGACUUCGUCACCCGAAUUCCUGCAGUAGUCCUUCAUGGACGUAGUAGUAAAGAGGGACGACUUCAACAUCCAGUUUAUUUUGUUUCACCUAAAUGCCGACAGAAGAGGAUAAAAGAUUACCGGUUAGUUCUUGCCGGAGCUGCAACUUCUCGAAAAACAAGACUUGCCUCCUUCAUCUAUAGCCUUCUUUAUAGAGAUGGGGAAGGAGAGAUGGAUCCACCACCAGCAGAGUCUAGUUAA